Molecule: messenger RNA, 1504 nt
Organism: Alnus glutinosa
Lineage: Eukaryota; Viridiplantae; Streptophyta; Magnoliopsida; Fagales; Betulaceae
Exons: 6
Coding region: 252-1130 (292 amino acids)
Biological process (GO): regulation of DNA-templated transcription
Cellular component (GO): nucleus
Molecular function (GO): protein heterodimerization activity
Source: RefSeq, a predicted model, not a curated record
AAUUUUAUUUUCUUUGUCAAACCUGUACGGGCGGAUAUUCCGUUGAAACAAACCCUCUAUUUUUGUGGGUAAAAUCUAAGAACUUUCGGAUCUGAGACGGGUUUUGGUAGAUUUUUUCUGACAAGACGGUGAUGAUGAUGAUGAUGGUGGUGGUAAAGCUGUGAUUUCGUGUUGAAAAUUCGAUUCUCUUUUAAAGUUUUGUUUUUUUUUUUUUUCGUUGGUGUUAUUUCAAUGCCUUUAGAUCUGACACCAUGAGGAAGAAGCUCGAUACUCGGUUUCCUGCUGCUCGGAUUAAAAAGAUAAUGCAAGCGGAUGAGGAUGUUGGCAAGAUAGCGUUGGCAGUGCCUGUUUUAGUUUCUAAAGCAUUGGAAUUAUUUUUGCAAGACCUUUGUGACCAUACAUACGAGAUCACCCUGCAGAGAGGAGCGAAGACUAUGAGUGCAUUGCACUUAAAACAUUGUGUACAUAACUAUAAUGUGUUUGAUUUUCUGAGGGAGGUGGUCAGCCGGGUCCCAGACUAUGGUCAUGGCCAUUCUGAUGCUGCUUCUGAUGAUCGUGCCAUUUCAAAAAGAAGGAAAGCUUCAGCUGAUGAAUGCAAUGAAAGUGAUGAGGAGUUAAAGAAAACCAAGAUGCAUGAGAUGAGUCAUGCUGGCAGCAGUGGCAGAGGAAGAGGCCGGGGUCGAGGAAGAGGCCGUGGACGAGGUGCUAGAGCAGCAGAAAGAGAAGCUGCCCGUCUUGAGACUGGAUCCGAUCCCUGCACAUCGCUUCAGAACAGCAGCAAAGAUAACCAGAACCCUGACACAUUGAUGGAUAACAGUUCCGAGGCAAAGGAAUUGUCAAAGGAGAAUAUCACAGUUACAGAUGGCUCCAACCCAGCAGGUCGAAAUUUUGAUCUGAAUGCCAAUGUUGAAGACAAUGAGGACAGAAAGGCCGCAGUAGCGGCGGCUGCAGCAGCAGCAGCCGCCGCUCACGCCUCCUCAGCUGGGCCUACUACAGAGACUCGACACGAAGAGCUUCCUGGCUGGUCUCUGUCCGACAUGGACAAGAUGGCCAUUGACCCCCUUCAGCUUGCACGCCUCAGCACAAGGUUAGAUGAGGAGGAGGAGGAAGAUUAUGAUGAGGAGGACUAACCAUGCAUGAAAAAUGAGCCCUUAUUUUAGUGUUUAGUAAUCAGAAACAGAUUAACGCUACGCACAUGGUGUGUCAAAGGAAUAAAAAAGAACAUGGAUUAGUGCAAAAGGUGACCUUGUCGUUGGAGAUGAAAGCAUGCCCCAUGCAGUCAGUUUCUUCUUCUACAAGAUCUGGAAGGUUUUUAAUUUUCUCUUAUUUUAGUUUGUCUCCAUCAUUACAUGUUUCUAUCAUACCACUUGCUAACUAUCAUUUCCAAAGGUAGAGAGCUCCCUGGCAACUGAAGAAACAUUAGUUUGUGCACUUUCACUCUUUAAAUCAAUGUAUGGCAGCCUUGUUAGAGGUAGUAUAGUAGAUUGAUUGCCCCCUUUGAGAA